Molecule: messenger RNA, 8743 nt
Organism: Chilo suppressalis (striped riceborer)
Lineage: Eukaryota; Metazoa; Arthropoda; Insecta; Lepidoptera; Crambidae
Source: the annotation of a GenBank genome assembly
GAUCCGAUCAGCUCUCAUCACUUUCAUGUUUUUGAGUUUGACAGUUCAGUUUCGUUCUCUGUCGUGCACGUAGACUAUCGCCUGCACGCUAUUCUAUCAAUUAAAUAUUUUUUUAAUACUCAGUAACUAGAAUGUGUCAUCAGUUCUGUAUUUACAAGUUAACUAACCUACUUCAUUUGUGUUGUGAACAUUAAAUACGAUGAUUUGUGAUGUGUGAAUUAGUGAACAGGUGACUUCAACGUUUAGGCCAUAUGUUUCAAUGUUAGAUUACACUAUGUUGCUCCUAACAAAAUAAACACUGUAGCGUUAUAAUCUAUUAGGUUUUAAAUGAAAGGAAAAAGUAAGAGGAACCUUAUUCAGAUGAAUAAAAAUGUCAACAGAGGGAAGCGGCGAGAAUUCCUCGACUGUACCAAGUUUGCCUGGAGCUCCAGAGCAAACUUAUCUUUUUCCCAAAGCGAAAGGACACUCGAGAUCUAUAAGUCAUGGAGGGACUCCGAUGCUCGCAGGAAACCCAGCGGCGGCCCGGCCUCUCAAAUCUGCCCUUCGCGGCCAUCAAAGGGCUUUGUCACAUGGACAAAUCGGUGAAGGUCCUCGCGCAGCAUCUGGGCCUGGACACAGCCGUACUGGAAGUCGUACAGACUUUAUUUUACCCCCGGGACACCGUGAGCCAGCUCCUGUCAGUGCACAGCCCAGACUGGGCUCUGUGCGUGGUCAGCAUUCGCGUCAAGCUUCGCGAUCAGACUCAAUCUAUACCAUUCGUCGAAACUCGGUCGUGGCACCAUGGCGACGUGCUGUGUUUUGGCUUAUGCGCCGUCAACAACCUGCUAUAGACAAUCGUCAUUUUGUAGUUGUACCUAACCAUUUAGUGCCUGAAAAAACACCUCCAAAAGAUCAUCCCAAUGGGCAAAGAUGUGAUAAUAAAAUCAGGACUACAAAGUACACCCUAUUAUCAUUUUUACCAAAGAACUUGUUUGAGCAAUUCCACAGGAUUGCAAAUGUAUAUUUUAUAUUUAUAGUGUUGUUGAACUGGGUACCUGCUAUUAAUGCAUUUGGAAAGGAGGUGGCUAUGUUGCCUGUUGUGUUUGUGCUCGGCAUAACAGCAAUCAAAGAUUUAUUUGAAGAUCGGAGAAGACACCUGUCUGACAAGAGGAUAAAUAACUCAUUUUGUAGAGUUUAUAAAAAAUCAGUGGAACGAUACGUGAGGGUGAAAUGGCGAGACGUCAAAGUGGGAGACCUAGUGCAUCUAUCGAACAACGAAGCAGUGCCCGCGGAUAUGGUCCUUCUGCACUCCUCAAACCCGCUAGGCAUCUGCUACCUCGACACGUGCAAUCUCGACGGAGAGACCAAUCUUAAACAGAGGAUCGUUGUGACCGGGUUCAGGGACAAGCUAACAGAGUUCAAUCCGCUUAAAUUCAGAAGUUCUGUUGAAGUGGAACGACCUUCAACGAAAAUAUAUCGAUUUACUGGCACAAUAUCUCAUCCAGACGGAACACGCGUGCCAAUCACAUCAGAGAACCUUCUUUUGAGGGACUGCACGAUCAAAAACACCGACUUCGUGGAAGGUAUAGUCGUCUACGCCGGCCAUGAAACGAAAGCUAUGCUCAACAACGGGGGACCAAGGUACAAAUGUUCCGGUUUGGAAAGAAAAAUGAACACUGACGUGAUAUGGUGUGUUCUUGUGUUGCUCUUUCUAUGCUGCGCCGGCGCAGUCGGUUGCAAAGUGUGGUUAGACCAAUACAGUCCCCACAUAGCGAAGUUCACACCGUUCAUUCCUAACUCUGGCAAGCCGGCAUACGAAGGCCUGCUUAUAUUCUGGACGUACAUAAUAGUGCUGCAGGUGAUGAUCCCAGUAUCGUUGUACGUCACGAUAGAGAUGACGAAACUACUGCAGGUGUAUCACGUACAUCAGGAUGUUGAGAUGUUCGAUCCGCAGACGAAUACAAGGGUGGAAUGUCGGGCGUUGAACAUAACGGAGGAGCUGGGACAGAUCAACUACUUGUUUAGUGACAAGACGGGCACGCUGACUGAAAAUAAGAUGGUGUUCAGGAGAUGUACGGUGAACGGUAUGGACUAUGACCACCCGCCUGGCCCGCCAGCCGAGCCUUCGCCUGAACUCCCGCCUAUCGUGACACCUCUAACCAACGUAUCACCCAACAGAAGAAUGUUGCAACAUUUGCUCGACAACAACGACGCACAACACACACAAAAGGUCCGCGAGUUUCUGCUGAUACUGGCUGUAUGCAAUACGGUGGUGGUCAGCCAGCCCCACGUGGACAAUAUGCAGCUAAGCGGCUCCAACUCCGAACACAUACAGAAACCAUUGCGCGCCAACGGCACUCUGCGAUCUAACGAUAAAUACGCUCGACUCACCGAAUCCCGUUCCACCACACCAUCACCUCCGCCGUCGACGAUGUCUCCGCUGCGUAUACGACUGCCCAAACUGCCUUUCGGUAGUCGAGAAGAGACCAGCAGUGAGCCGAGCACCUCUGCUGAAAACGCGGUCGCCAGGUUCGAAGCGGAGAGUCCCGACGAGCUGGCGCUAGCGGAAGCAGCGUUGGCUUACGGGUACGAGCUGCGAGGGCGCUCGCCCGAUGAGUGCGAGGUCGGCAUCCGCGGCGAACUGUCCAGGCUCAAGGUGCUGCGCGUGCAGCAGUUCGACUCCAACAGAAAGUGCAUGUCCGUCGCGCUACGAACACCUAACGGGCAGGUGGUCCUAUACGUGAAAGGUGCCGACAGCACAGUGCUAGGCGCGUUGGCUCCCAUGCGCUCAGGCUCACCGGAAGCGGCCGCUUACGAGAGAACCCGCACGCUACUGUCGGACUACUCGCGCGCGGGUCUGCGUACGCUGGUCAUGGCUAAACGCACCAUGCAGCCGGCACUGUGGGAGGAAUGGUUGGCAGGGCACGUACGGGCCAGCGAGAUCGGCGAAGGGCGUGAGAAGCGUAUACGUGAUUCGCUCGCGCGGCUGGAGAGCGCCCUGACGUUAGUGGGCGCUACUGGGGUGGAGGAUCGCUUGCAAGAAGCGGUCCCUCGUACUGUACGAGCUUUGCUAGACGCCGGGAUCAUCGUGUGGGUGCUCACUGGAGACAAACCAGAGACGGCCAUCAACAUCGCUUACUCGGCCGCGCUAUUCUCACAGAGCGAUCGACUGCUGCAUCUCAUGUCCAGAGAUAAGGAACACGCGGAAUCGACGAUCAAAAGUUACUUGGAAGGCGGGGCGGGAGAAACUGCGGGCGGGCGGGCGUUGGUAGUAGACGGGCGCACGCUGACGUACAUCCUGGACCGGCGCUCCGGCCUCGUGGCGCCCUUCCUGUCACUGGCGCGCCGCUGCUCCGCCGUGCUCUGCUGCCGCGCCACGCCGCUGCAGAAGGCGUACAUCGUCAAGGUAACGCUGGCAGUGGACGGGCGCACGCUGACGUACAUCCUGGAGCGGCGCUCCGGGCUCGUGGCGCCCUUCCUGUCGCUGGCGCGCCGCUGCUCCGCCGUGCUCUGCUGCCGCGCCACGCCGCUGCAGAAGGCGUACAUCGUCAAGGCUGUAAAAGAGGAACUGGGAGUCACUACAUUAGCGAUAGGAGACGGCGCAAACGAUGUCUCUAUGAUACAAACGGCCGAUGUUGGAAUCGGUUUGUCUGGCCAAGAAGGGCGGCAAGCUGUGAUGGCAUCAGACUUCGCGUUGUCCCGGUUCAAGUUUCUCGAGCGAUUGCUUUUAGUCCACGGCCAUUGGUGUUAUGACCGACUCGCCAGGAUGAUACUGUACUUCUUCCUCAAGAACGCCACGUUCGUGUUCCUGGUCUUUUGGUACCAACUGUACAACGGCUUCUCGGCGAUGGUGAUGAUCGACCAAACGCAUCUCAUGUGCUACAACCUGAUAUUCACCGCCAUCCCACCGAUUGUCAUAGGCGCAUAUGACCGCGUCGCACCUGCGGGCUUACUGACCGAGCGGGCCGGCCUAUACGCGGCCUCGCGUCGCGGCCUAGCGUACAGGGCGCAUUCCUAUUGGCUGGUGCUGGCCGAGAGCAUCUACAUCAGCCUGGUGAUAUUCUUCACUGCGGCCGCCGCCUACUGGGACACCGCCGUCGGCAUCUGGACCUUCGGCACGUGCUGCAUGACCUGCUGCCUUAUAGUCAUGCUCGUGUACGUCGCCAUAGAGACUAGGAGCUGGACGGUGAUCCACCUAUUAGCACUCACCGGUUCGCUGCUGGCGUUCUUCGUGUUGACACUGAUAUACGAGUCUAUAUGCGUGUCUUGCUUCAACCUGCCCUCCACGUACCGCGUGAUGCAGCACGCCAUCGCCGACCCCAUCUACUGGCUGGUCGUAGUGCUGACCACGGUCACCGCCCUCAUGCCCAGACUGGCAUGGCGCGCGAUCCGCAACUCGAUACGUCCGGGCACUCUGGGCCGCGCGGUACUGGCGCGCCGACGCCGCUCGCGCCUGCCCUACGCCGCGCACUACCGCUGCGGCAACGCGGCCGCGCAUGUAUACAGGUCAACGGACGAAGACGGUCUGCAGAAGAACACUUCGGAAGUAGCGGCGAUUACGUGACCAGCGUUCCAAGCCCAAUGGAGCCGAGUACCUCGACCCAAUAUUGAAUUUAGGCUGUGAUCUGUCUUUAGAACUAUUGUAUUGUAGAGUUAAUAUAUUGUGCUUUUGUAUGACUUAUGCGGGACCAAAGCGUCAGCUGGCGCGAGCCGCGGCCGCCGCAAUCAAUUAACACCGACAGUGCUUUACCUAACAGUUCUUCCUCUUAGUGAGAUUUUUAAGUCUUUGACAAUCUGUAAAUAGUUUCGAUGCGGACGUACUUACUUACUCCGGGCACUGACGGUCUUAUGAUGGAAGUUGUCGCGCCCGCGAUAAACUUUCGAUUCCUUCGUAAUACUGUUUGUAAAUUAAUUAGAUUCUAGUCUUUCUUUUUUCGAGAAUAAAAGCUGACGGUGACGCUGAUUAUAACUUGAAAGUUCUCAUAAUUUUACCAAUAUCAUUAUUAACAUGAACAGUAUUGUUCGUAGAUUACUAAAGAUAUUUAUAUUAUACUAAAUUUCUUGUAGAAUCAAUCAUAUAUUUUAUUAAGGUAAAAUUUUGCCACUAGCUUCAAAGAAGCAUUUAAAAAUAUUUUUGUUUGUUCGAAUAAUCGUUAUAUAAUAUAAUGACGAAGAUUAAGUUUAAUAUUAGUAUUACUUUUGUUGACUGCUUCAUUCAUAUGAAACCCUUUGCACUAGUAUGUACUACAAUACAACGCCAUCUAGUGUGAUCCAUACUAACUAAAUUAACUUAAAACAACUUAUUGUGUCUAAUGUAGUUACACACUGACCCUGAUCUGCGCUUAUUAAUAAUACAAAAUUAUAGAAUCGGCAUUUCUAUUAUUGUAAGUGUAGUCUGAACAUUUCUAGUUUGCCUAAUAUUUAUUCAUACCGCUCCCAACCCAAUCCGACUUAUUCUAAAACGCGGAUUAAAUUUAGUUUUGGUUUAAACCUUAUGUUGUCCCUGUCUUAUAUUUAGCAAACAAAAGUAUAAGACCUACAGGGCUUAACUUUAGUCAACGUUCUGUAAUAAGGCGAAUCAAGUACUAAAUUUUAAAAUAGUAAGUAUAAUAUCUUUAUCAUACUGUAUAGAGAAUAAAAAGGAUAGACUGCUAUCUAGUAUUUAGUUUAGAGAGCAAUCAUGGCGAAUUGUUCCCAGUAUUUCACUGCAGGUAUGUGGCUAGCUUGUUGUAGAUGUAAGAUCACUUACUAUCUCAAAGUUCGAAUUUUUGACAAUUAAUUUGAUAAUGGUUCGUGCUAGGGGUACAGUACCCUUAGCACGAACCAUUAUCGAAUUCUAAUAGUUUGCGAGUCCGAAAUGUCAUUGGCAAAUGUGUACAGAAUUUAAGUUCUCGUUACGUCCGUUGCGGCGCUGCUGUUCAAGUUUUCAUACAAAAUUUGACAAUGACAUUUCGGAGUCGCAAACUAUUUGAAUUCGAUAAUGACUCAUGCUAAGGGUACUGUUCUCAUGGGGAUCCACUACCACACCGCACUCUCGGAACGCAUUCGAGGGACCUCAGUCCUCAGAGUACGUGGAAGAGUAUUGUCUAUGAUUUUAGUGGGAAGGAGUCUCGUCAGCGUUGCCAGAUUUUUUUUUUGCCAAGUCGGGAUUAAGGAACUUUUUGUGUGAGAAAAGCGGGAUUCUUUCGUCGAAAGCGGGACAUAGUAAAAAAAACGUAUAUAAUCAAAAAGUUUUUUAAAUAUUUAUCUUUUUAUUUGAGUUCAAAUUACGUUUACCGUGACAAUAGAUAGGUACCUAGUAAAAAUAUCCAAAGAAAAUGUAUUGUAAUAAAAAUGUGAUAUUUUAAAUCAGAUUUAGCCUAUCGUUUAAUAGUUGAGUCUUUGUUUGAGAGUUCUUCAUUACGCGUUGGGCAGGCGGCCAGUCCUCACUUGUCUGUGCCAUCCGCCCGAGCUUUCUCAGUACGCUGCACGCACGGUCGAGUUAUUCCUGUAAAGCGGGAUUGAGCCUGUCCCGCGCGGGACAUUUAAUUUUCAUUUAAAAAUCGGGACGUCCCGCCAAAAUCGGAUCGUAUGGCAACGCCGAGUCUCACAUAUCUUGUUGCAACUCCCGGUGGUGGGGAAAGCGUCACGCCUUUCUCUGGCAUAAAAAGAAUUAGUAUUUCAGAAAUAAAACGUCACUGACAUAACUGCCUGUAUUAUUGUUCGCUCAAUAAUGUAGAGCCCGCGUGUUUCACAAAUUUUGUAUUAUUAAUCAAGAGCAUCGUGUCCCGUAGAUAGACAAUCGUAUAUCAUUCAUAAAAUUAGACUAAAAUGUUUCAAUUAAGUUAUUAUCUCGAAUCUUCUAAAGUAUACUCUGACCGCGUUUCUGAAAACUCGCGGUCACGUUCUCAUACGAAUUGUUGAUAUACUUAGAUUUAUUAUUUAGUAUACAUACAUAUAUUAUAUUUCGAUGAUGGUGUGAUGAAUCGUGUAUUUUUGUAGAAGUUUGUGUGACGUCGAAUGUUUUAUGGAUGUGACGUAGUAUCUUAUAGCGAUGUCGCUGCCUUGCCCGGGACUGCAGUGGCUGUGUCUGCCGUUUGCGGGUAGCAAACCAUUUUUCAUUGAUAUCAAUUGAUAUUAUUAUAAAAUAAAUAUACAAAAAAUCCAAUCUUAUUGCGUCAAUCAAAAAUUCGUACUGUCGGAGCCUAUUCAAUACAAACAAACAAUCAAAUCUGUCCUCUUUAUAAUGUUAGUAUACGUAGAUAGAGUGCUUCUAACUGGACAAGUAUUAAUUAUAACGGGCCUCUAAUACUCCGUGAAAUGUAAAAAAAUAUCGGAACCUCAGAUAAUCAUUAUUAUAAUCAGUUAUAAACCUCAAGAAUUUACUGACUUCUGAUAAAGUGUUGCCAUCCCGAUAAAAAUAAAUAUUAUUAUGUACUGAUGAUAAAAGAAGCAAAACCGUAAAAAAUCCCAUUACUUAAUUAUACUGAUUGUGAAAUUAACUAAUACUUGAGCAUUUAUUUCCUAUCUUCAUGCAGUAAUUAUCUUGCUCUAAGUACGUAACCUGGGGUUUAGAUAGCAACUAUUUUAUGAAGCAUUUAAAAUUUGUGUUAUUCAUGAUUUCUUUAAUUUGAAAAUUUAAGACUCCCUUCACUUACAUUCACUUAUGAUUAUACAUUCCACUCAAUAUAUUUGUUUUUGUUAAAGUUUUCCUGGAAUAAGGAGGAAUGAAAGCUUCGCGAGUAUUUAAGCAUUAGAGAAUGAAUUAUUUCAUUCAUAGUAAACAUAAUAAGUGCUUUAUUUGUAGUUUUUUAGAAAUUUCAAUGAUUGAUUUUAUUGAACUAGUGAAAAUGUAUGUGAUGCUAGUGUCUUGUUCGCAAUACUUGUUGCGGCAGGCCGGCCCUGCAGUCCUUCUUGUCCUUUACUACGAUUCCUAAAGAUUUGAAUAUUUUACUAUAUAUUUGUAACCGUUGUAUACAUACAAAUAUAUAUUUCUAUACGAAUGAGGUUUGUUAUUAUGAUAUGUACAGUAGGAUAUUUUUUAUAAAAAAAAUCUUUGUGUAAAUAACCUGUAUGUUCUAAGACUGUUGUUGAUUUAGAGCUUUUAAUUGUUUAGUUAACCUUAAACUACUAGGUUACUAUGUUGAAACAUGUAUUUUCCAGUCAUUUUAUAGUUGAUAACCAUCUAACAGGAUUUGAUUUGAAAUGACUAUCUUGCCAUAUCCUAAAAUCGGACCUUAGUGAUUUAAUAAAUUUUAGUACAAUUUUGAUUAAGCUUAAUAAUUAUGUGUUUUGGCUCACUCCUAUUGUUAGUUAUGCACAUAUAUAUAUAUUACUUGUUAUCUUAUGUUGUGCUUCUAUUUCUGGAGGGUGCAUUAACUACUUAAUGAUUUUUGGGUACUGCACAGUGUCAAUAUCGUUAAGUAUGUAUGCAUUGCUAGUCUUAUCAACGAAUGUUCGUAAAUAAUGAAACGAGUUAGUUAUAUUUUAAUCUUAUGGAUCUUCCGUAGUUAUAAAGGUUUGUUGUGUUAAGUUUGUUACAAUGUCUACUGUCAUGUUGUUUGUAGUGCUUCUCACCAUUUGUUGCUUCCAAUGUUGUCUUAUUCUUACAAUAUUGCAUUUAUGUUGUGAUAAAAAAACUUUUUCAACUUUUCCAACUUAUCAAAAACAAACAAUGACUUGAAAAUACAUUUAUACAUGAUUAUGUGUUGUUUUAUAAUAAUAACAAAAUAUUUAAUUUCAUUAUAUAUUUUUUUGUUUUAUUUCUACCCUAGCAUAUUAUGUA